Messenger RNA from Quercus lobata, 3406 nucleotides. RefSeq names its product G-type lectin S-receptor-like serine/threonine-protein kinase At1g11410. Gene Ontology annotation, molecular function: protein serine/threonine kinase activity; ATP binding. Lineage: Eukaryota; Viridiplantae; Streptophyta; Magnoliopsida; Fagales; Fagaceae. The coding region runs from base 68 to 2566 and encodes 832 amino acids. The record is from RefSeq and is a predicted model, not a curated record. Gene Ontology annotation, cellular component: plasma membrane. The transcript has 7 exons. Gene Ontology annotation, biological process: protein phosphorylation; recognition of pollen.
AAGCUCUCUAUAGUCUAUUCUAGCCAGUCAGCAACAAGUCCUAUUAUUGUACUCUUCAUUAGAAAAAAUGAUGAAUCCUGCUAAAGGGAAUACAUCAUUGCUUCUUCUCUCCCUUCUUCUUGUUUGCCCAAUCUGCACUUCCCUUGACACCAUAACACCAGACCAACCCCUUAAGGAUGGUCAAUUUCUACACUCAAAUCAUAAAACCUUUGCACUUGGGUUUUUCAGCCCCGGCAGUUCCAAUUACCGCUACGUUGGAAUUUGGUAUAACCAAAUCACCGAACAAACCGUUGCGUGGGUUGCAAAUAGAGACACUCCUCUCAAGGAUGCCUCCGGAGUCCUCUCCAUCAAUGGUAAGGGAAACCUUGUACUUCACACCCAAAACCAAACCACUCCUAUUUGGUCCACCAAUGUUUCUUUUUCUGUCUCAUCCACAAAUAAUUCUAUGGCUAAGCUCUUAGAUAUAGGAAAUCUUGUUUUGGUUCAACAAGAUAGCCAACGUGUUACAUGGCAAAGUUUUGAUUAUCCCACCAAUACUUUGCUUCCGCUUAUGAAACUUGGGUUGGACCGGCGGACCGGGUUGAAUCGGUUCCUAACAUCUUGGAAGUCCAAAGAUGACCCAGGUGUUGGCAGCUAUUCAUUUCGAAUGGUUCCAACUGGGUACCCUCAGGUGAGCUUAUACAUGGGUCAGACUCUAUUAUGGCGUAUGGGAUUUUGGAAUGGCGUAACAUGGAGCAGUGUACCCAGAAUCUUAUCAAAGUACUUCAAAGUUAACUUUGUGAAUAAUCAAGAUGAAAGCACCUUUAUGUACAGUAUUAUUCCAAAUUUACCCACCAAAGUUAUUGUUAAAAUGGUGGUGGAUGAAUCAGGAAUUGUGGAACGGUCCUUAUGGCAGGAGACUACAUGGGUCGAAUAUUGGUCCGCCCCAAUAGGGCCGUGUGAUAAGUAUUUGAAUUGCGGUCCAAAUAGUUAUUGUGACUCACACAAUAUGGUCAUUUUUGAGUGCAAGUGCUUUCCUGGAUUUGAACCUAAGUCAUCUCGUGAUUGCAUGAGGGAAAAGCAAGGAGUGUCCAUGUGCAACAACAGGGAAGGGUUCGUGAAGUUGGCACAUAUGAAGGUGCCAGAUACUUCAAUAGCACAUGCGGACAUGAGUUUGAGUAUGAAAGAGUGUGAGCAAAAGUGUUUGAGGAAUUGUUCUUGUAUGGCAUACGCAAGUGCAAAUGUGAGUGAGGGAGGGAUUGGUUGCUUGACAUGGCAUGGGGACUUGAUGGACACAAGAACAUUUCCUGAUUUAGGACAAGAUUUAUACAUACGUGUGGAUGCGGCUGUAUUAGCUCAAUAUGCUAAGAAAAAUGGUCUUACUCAGAAAAAGAGGAUGCUGGCAAUUCUAGGAGUUUCUGUUGCUGUAAUGUUUCUUCUUAUGGCCUCAGUUGUGUAUUGUUUUGUAAUGAAGAAGAAGAAAGAGAAGAGGCAUAGCACAUAUUCAUAUAGUGCUGACUCCACUUUACAAUACUUCGAAGACUCUCCAAGUAGAAGGGACCUCGAUGGAACUGGAAGAAAUUCAAAUUUGCCAUUAUUUGAUCUAAGAACCAUUAUUGCAGCUACAGAUAACUUCUCUAUUGCUAACAAGCUUGGCCAAGGUGGUUUUGGCCCAGUUUAUAAGGGUUUGCUACAAAAUGGAAAGGAAAUAGCAAUAAAAAGACUAUCAAAAUGCUCUGGACAAGGAAUAGAACAAUUCAAAAUGGAAUCUGCAUUGAUUGCUAAACUCCAACAUAGGAACCUUGUGAGAAUUUUAGGUUGUUGCAUUCAUAAAGAAGAGAAGAUGUUGAUCUAUGAGUACUUGCCAAAUAAAAGUUUGGACUUUUUCAUUUUUGAUGAAACAAAAAGGUCAUGUUUGGAUUGGGAAAAGCGAUUUGAGAUUAUUUGCGGAAUUGGUCGAGGGAUCUUAUAUCUUCAUCAAGAUUCAAGAUUAAGGAUUAUUCAUAGAGAUUUAAAGGCCAGCAAUGUUCUACUUGACAAUGCAUUGAAUCCAAAAAUUUCAGAUUUUGGUAUGGCUAGAAUUGUUGGACGGGACCAAAUUGAGGCUAAUACAAAUUGCAUCGUUGGAACAUAUGGUUAUAUGUCACCUGAGUAUGCAAUGCAAGGACUUUUUUCAGUAAAGUCUGAUGUAUAUAGCUUUGGGGUAUUGCUAUUGGAGAUCAUUACUGGGAAAAGGAAUAGUACUUACCAUCAUGAUGGCCCUUCCUCAAAUUUGAUUGGACAUGUUUGGGACCUAUGGAGAGAAGACAAUUCCAUGAAAAUAGUCGACCCGUUACUAGAUGAGACAUACCUUGCUAAUGAAGUUUCAAGAUGCAUUCAAAUUGGACUUUUGUGUGUGCAAGAACAUGCAAAAGACCGGCCAACCAUGUCAACUGUUGUAUUCAUGUUGGGUAAUGACACUCCUCUUCCUUCUCCAAAACAACCUGCAUUUAUGUUGAAGGGUACUUACAAUAGUAUAGAUAGAUCAACUAGUGCAGCAUCUAAUUCUAUAAAUGAAAUAACGUUUUCUAAAAUUGACGGUCGUUAAAACCCCAAACUAUUUGAUGCAAGUGUACAAAUAUUCCAUUACAACAUAGGAUCGAGUUACUCUAAGUCUACUCUACAUUACUAUUUUUUUUUUUUUUGUAUGAACAAUUGAACAUAAUGUAUGCAUUGUAAAAUUAUUACAAAAAAGAAGAUAAUAUAUAAUAUUACACAAACUGUUAUUGUCCAGAACUUGUGAUGAAAUCACUACCAUCUCCUUUAGCUUUUUCUUUCAAGUGGUUUCUGAAAUUAAUAUACAAAAAGUUAACUACGUAUAUAUGUUCUGUGGAGAUAACUUCAUUGGUUUUCAGAAUAAGAUGUCCAAAGUUACAAAGAUCUUUUCUUUUGGUGUGAAAUUUACUAAGUUUAACUAUGAAGAUUUAAAAGAGGAACAUUGAAUGCAUAAAAUUGGAAUUUAAUUUGGAUUUUAGGGUGUUUUACUCAAAACGGAACCAUUGUAUUUAUGAAUUGUGCCAAGCCUAUUGAUAUGCUUGGGUAUGGCUAAUAUUUUUAACUUAAAUUCAACCAAGACAAUAUUACAAAAUAAGUUAGAGCAAUAGUUUAUAACUUUGAUGGCAGAUCCUCUUGUAUAGCAAGGAGAAGUGUGAAAAAAUGGGUGACAAAAAGUUGUAAUCAUUUCCUCUUUUUUGCUUAAAUUUGGCCCAAUUCUACUUUUGUGGUCACUUAUAUUUGUGAAGGUGCCUUAUUGAGAGUGUGUAAUUCUCUCCUUGAAGUCCAACCGAAAAAAUCAUAUGGACCAAAUUAAUGUCAUAGAGGAGGACACAAGUGAUGAAUAUAAUUGUAGAAAAUCUUAUUAUGUUAGACAUCUACAAAUUGUAAACAA